GCAAACAUCGCUCCUCCGCCCAUCUCUUCCGCCCUCGCUGCAUACGACAAUCGCCUCCCCAUCUCGUCCAGCUCGCUCGCCCGGCUCGUUAUCGCCAGGACCGCAAUGGACGCACAGGCUUCCGCUUCGGCUUCGCCCCAGAGCGGCAUAGACCGCAGCGACGGGCCCCUGCGCAUCAGCCAGCGCGCCUCCAACUCGUGUUCUUUCUGCACCAAGCGCAAAAUCAAAUGCAAUAAGAAAAUCCCCUGCGACAACUGCAUCCGCCGCGGCCAUCCGGAAGACUGCACGCGCGUACCGGCGAUCGUGCGCGGGCGGCUCGUGAACGCGCCGAACGCGACGCAGCGCGCGCCGCUUACACCUGACGAAAUACGCCUGCUGCGCGAGGGCCAGCUGCAGCGUGAGAACCUGGGUCUGCGCCGCCGCAUCACCGAGCUUGAAGCGCGCCUGCGCCAGCUCGAGGGGCGCGCCGGCACGCCCUCCCACGCUGGGCCAGCUAGUGUCGGAUCCACGAGCUCGCCGGGCGAGUCGCCCAGCACCGCGAACGCGUUCGCACACCUCCUGAAUGCCGCGACCACGGCGCGGUCUGGCGCAGAGACGGAGCGCAGCCGCCAGGAUGACCCCGACGUCCUCGAGCCGUUUGUGCAUGUCAUGGCUAUGCCGCUGAACAAAAACGAUCGGCCUAGCUCGCCAAACCCGCGCAGACAGCAGGACAAUGCCACGCCGGGCCCGAUCAGCUCCCUCCCCGAUUUGCCCAGUCGUAAAAUGAUGGAUCUGGCCCAGGCGGAUCUGCUUACACUUACUCCGACGCCGCCACAGAGCAUGGCUAUCAUCAGGGCCAGCCUCAAAUAUAUGAGCUUCCUGCACUACUCGUGCCACAUACCCUCUUUCAUCGCCGAGCACGACGAGUGGAUCCAGGCCGUGAGCGAAGAUAGAGAGGGCGGCAAGGGCGACGCGUGGCUGUCUUAUUACUUUGCCCUCCUAUCCGUCGGCAUGUACUUCUGCGGCGACCUCAUGGCGCCGGAACUUAAUCUCUCGGUGGACGAGACGGCAUCUCUGUCGUCUUUCUGGUUCGAUGUGUGUCUGGAGGCCCUUGACCGGUCCAAGUUCAUGUCGACCAACCCGACGCUCGAGGCGCUGCAGACGAUCGUCGUCCUCCCGAUGGUAUCGUACAACUUCGGCGCAUCAGCAUACACCGAGUCGCUUCUGCACGUUGGCCUCCGCCUCGCCCAGCUCCUCAAGCUGCACCUCCUCACCGCCGAGCCGGCGGACCACGACCAUCUCCCUCGCGGCCUGAUACAGCGCGAAGUAGGCCGCCGCGUCUGGCUUCUCCUGCGCCUCGGCGAAGGCCGUCCCGACUUCGUCAAUACCGGUGGCCUGCGCCUGCCCCAAGGCCAGACGGCCGAGCCCUUCAACGCAAAUCCCGAGGACUACACAGACACGAGCGUGAACGCGCGUCCCUUGACGCAGUUCACAGUCGUCACGCACCUGCUCUGCGCCGGGCGCCGCUACCGCAUCUUCCGCCAGUUCUCUGAGGCCUUCGCGGAGGCCGGCAGCCUGCGCGACCAGUACGCGAUCGCGCGCGCCGCCGACACCGAGCUGCAGAACAACUUCGCCGACUUCCCCUGUCUCCAGAACAGCGACAACGACACGUUUGAGGAACGCUUUGACCUCAACGGCCCGCACGACCACAGCCCCCACUCGCGCUACAUCUGGUCCCUCCUCAUGCCGGCCGGCACCAUUCUCGUGUAUCGCAGCUUCCUGGGCCGCGCCUACUCCGACGAGCGCUUUACCGAGGUCCGCGAGGUACGUUUGCAUUCCUCCUCCUUUCGCUGACAUCAGACAUGUCUUGCCGCCGCGCGCGAAAUUCUGAGGCAGCGCCGCCGCCGCGUGCCCCCCAUGUUCCAGCGCACAUGGUACGCUCCCCCAC
This is a messenger RNA of Cutaneotrichosporon oleaginosum, 1927 nucleotides long. RefSeq lists its product as uncharacterized. NCBI's taxonomy places the organism in Eukaryota, Fungi, Basidiomycota, Tremellomycetes, Trichosporonales, Trichosporonaceae. Gene Ontology annotation, biological process: regulation of DNA-templated transcription. The record is from RefSeq and is a predicted model, not a curated record. Gene Ontology annotation, molecular function: DNA-binding transcription factor activity, RNA polymerase II-specific; zinc ion binding.